CCUGAACCACAGAAGAAAGACAGCAGGAAACGCUGCAGCAGCAACAGGCUGGAUUCCUGCAGGCUGGCGGAGAAACGGCUGGAUCCUGGUCAACCGGCAUGGAGAAAGUCAUCAGCUGCUUCCGGUGGAGACCGGAAGCUGUGACCAGGCUCAUCUGCUUCCCCUGGGCAGGUGGGGGCUCCAUCCAUUACGCCCGCUGGGGGAACGUCCUGAACAGCUCCGUGGAGGUGUUUGCGGUGAAGCUGCCGGGCCGGGAGAGCCGAGCCAGGGAACCGUUCUUUGACAACAUGCAGCAGAUCGUGGAUGAAGUCAUCUCGGCUCUGCUGCCCCUGCUGAAGGAGAAACCGUUUGCUAUGUUUGGCCACAGUUUUGGAGCUCUCACCAGCUUUGCUGUUGCAGAAGAUCUGAAGAAAGUUCACAACUUGGAGCCGGUCCACAUGUUCCUGUCUGGAGCUUCAGCUCCACAUUCUGAAACUCGCCUUAAGGCUCCCAAACGAAGCGAGUUGUCGGACAGCGAGUUCCUCCGGUGGUUGGCGGCCGUCGGGGGAACGCCGCCGGAGCUGCUGGCGAACCCCGACGUUGUGAGGCUCUUCCUGCCGGCGCUGAGGGCCGACCUGCACGUUGUGGAGAACUACAGGUGCUCAGAACCAGACGCUCCAGUUCUGUCCUGUCCCGUUACGUGUUUCGACGGAAAGCAGGACGUUCCUCACGACUUACAGGCUUGGAGGAACGUCACAUCUGGAGAUUUCACCGUCAGGAUGUUCGACGGCUCUCACUUCUACCUGAAGGAUGCUGGCAAUGAAAAGAUCCUGCUGGACUUCAUCACCAACACUCUGGAGGCUGCAGAAAUGCAUUAUCUAUGACUAACAUGGCUAUUAUAUAGUCUGUAAAACUUGAGUUCAAACAGUAUCACAACACAAAACGUUGGAAAUCAGACGACAUUUUAUGUGAAUAUCCAGUGAAACUCUGAACUGGUUUGGUUUUAGGUUUGAUUUACAGGAACUUGGUGCUUCAGCUGUUCUGCAGUUUAAAAUACAGACAACAGGAUGUUAAACUCCUUUUCAGUUUGUUUCACUGAAGAUCAUCAAAGGAUGUAAGACCCUUUAAAUCUGAAUGAACAGCUGUCUCUGCGGUCAGUAAUAAUGGACGGUAAAUCCAGGACUAAUUUUUGUUUUUCCAAUCAAAAUCUCAGAUUUUCUGGUGGUAAUUUAAAAAUACUUGCAAGGAAUUUUGCAAUAUUUGUGCUUAUGUCUGAGGUUAAGAGUGACUUUUUAUUACUCACCAUUUUGAUCACAAUAUAGACUAGACAUCAAGUUUGGGAGUUAGCAUCACUUAAACCCAAUAUUUUUGUGGAAAAUUCGCAAUGAACCCAAGGUUAUGGGUUAGCACCAGAAAAACUGGAGAGAUUGAUAUAAUUUUUGUCUGGAGUCCAAAGGGCCACCUAGAAAGCUAUGGUGGGCCAGAUUUGGCCCCCGGGCCCCCAGGCCUUGGGUUUGACACACAUGCUCUACAGCUUGCUCCCACCAUUCUCCUGAAAAUGUCGGUACCUCCAUCUACGUCCUUUAAAGAGGCAGUAUCUUGUAUUUUCCAGAUGUCGUGUCAUUGCAGAGCACAAUCAAGUAACUUAAAAUACUUGAUUGUGCUCUGCAAUGACUUAAAAUAAAUCUUUCUUCCUUAUUUAACACCAUGAAAUUGGGCCUCUGUCUCUUCAAGAAUCUCCUGCUCUUUCUGAAGCUCCACCUCCAGGAAGUCAUUCCAACAACAUGGCUCCGCUUUAACCCUUUAAUGAUUUUACCGGCGUUUCUCUGAGCAGCAGCUCCUACAAUGAGAUCAGCAGUUCCACCAGCUGUUUGCUAAUUGGUGCUGGCUAGUCUGAAGGAGCUGAGUGGGGGAGGAGCUGCGUCUCGAAGGCGGGGCUAGGUCCACUGGGGCAUUUUAAAGUUGAAUGGUUGCCAUGGAGAUUAAAGAAUUUAAUCUCCAGGUUUGUUGUUGAUGGAGUAACAUCAUAUCACAACAUAAAGUUAAAAAAGUCUAUUUUUACAUGAUACUGGCCCUUUACUUGUACUUUCAGUACAAAACUCCCAGUAUUGUUUAGAACAGGAAAACCCAAAGAUUCAAUCGGCCGCUUACAGAUCCCACAUCUGACACCAAAUGUGAUGAGGAAAGAUGUCGUUUUGACACAUAAACUCAAAAGCAGUAAUUAAUCUAAGAGAUGGUGAUGAUUGUUUCAAUGCUUUACAGACUUUUCAUGCUUAGAGAUAUGAAUGUUUGUGUGCAUGAUAACGAACCGUGUUGGUUCUCACCUGCAGAGAACAUUUACCCAGUUUAAAAUAAACUCCACCGAAACCAAAGCAUUUUAUUUCUAAAGGAUAAAUUCAUUCACACAUGGAUUAAAUUUGAAGUGCUGUCCUCUGAAAUAAAUACAGAAAUGUGUCUUUAUCAUACAUGAGACGUUUUUACAGCAGUUUUAUAUUAACCUCUCAGCAAAACAUAAUAAA
Molecule: messenger RNA, 2498 nt
Organism: Gambusia affinis (western mosquitofish)
Lineage: Eukaryota; Metazoa; Chordata; Actinopteri; Cyprinodontiformes; Poeciliidae
Gene: olah
Product: oleoyl-ACP hydrolase
Exons: 6
Coding region: 99-863 (254 amino acids)
Biological process (GO): lipid biosynthetic process
Source: RefSeq, a predicted model, not a curated record